GUGUGUUUGGCAAAGCGCCAUGUUGACUACUGGCAACCUUCCGCCAAGAAGACUGCUGAGCGUGCGCACACCCAGGCCGCGCUGUAAGAAGUCCUGCUGGGCCUGGGAGGCAUUCAGAAAAAGGAAGUGGGUCCAGUUCUCGUUCUUGCGACUGUAGUCACCUCCCGAGCAAAUGACCACUGUCCUGGGAAAACGUGGGUGAGAGGCAGGUGAGUGGAGGAGGGAUGGCAGCAUCUGUGGACUGAGCAAGAAGAAUCUCUGAUGUCUGUGAAAGAAGCGGGCCGGGCGUGGUGGCUCACUCCUGUAAUCCCAGCAUUUUGGGCGGCCGAGGCGGGUGAAUCACAAGAUCUCUGCCCCUUUGUCCGAAGAGCCAAAAAUGACCAAGUCCUUGGCAUCCUCUGGGCCAGUGGGGAAUUGGGGAGCCUUGCUGUAUUACUGCCAGGAAUCAGUUUCAUUCAAGGAUGUAACUGUGGACUUCAGCAGAGAUGAGUGGCAACGAUUAAACAUUGCUCAGAAAAGUCUGUACAGAGAUGUGAUGCUGGAAAACUAUUUCAACUUGAUCUCAGUGGGGUGUCAAGUUCCCAAACCAGAAGUCAUCUUCAACUUGGAACAAGAAGAGCCAUGUAUGUUGAAUGGUGGGAUCUCCAGUCAGAGCUGUCCAGAUGGGAAAAUUGGUUUUGAACCUUUACAACAGAGAAUGUCUGAAGAAGUUUCUUUCCAGUCUGAGAGAAUUAAUCUCUUCACAAGAGAUGACCCAUAUUCCAUUUUAGAAAAGUUGUGUAAAGAUGAUGAACACACGAGAAGAUGUGGAGAAAACCAGAACAAACCUUUAAGUCGUGUUGCCUUCAUUCACAAGAAAACACUAGCUAAUGACAGGGUCUGUGACUAUAAGGUUAUUGGGGAAAUAGUUCAUGUAAACACACACCUGGUUUCCUCAAGAAAAAGACUCCAUAACUGUAACUCAUUUGGAAAGAAUUUGGAGCCUAUUAUAACCUUAUAUAAUGGAAAUCCAACAGAUGAUUCUGAUGAGAUUAUUGGAGAUGGUGAUAUUUUUACUCAUAUGAAUUCUCAUAUAGUAGUGACUGCUUGUGAAUGUAAUCAAUGUAGGAAACCUGUCCAUCAUAAGCAAGCUCUCAUUCAACAUCAGAAAAUUCAUACUAGAGACAGCCUCUAUUUGUUUUCUGACUGUGUAAAUGUUUUCUCCCAGAAUUCACAUGCCUUUGCACAUGAGAGUAUUUGUACUGAAGAAAAGCAGCAUAAAUGCCAUGAAUGUGAGGCAGUCUUCACUGAGAAGUCUCAACUUGAUGGCCAUCAGAGGGUUUAUGCAGGAGAGAAACCUUGUGUAUGCAGUGAAUAUGAGAAGGAUUUUUUCCUCAAGUCAAACAUUCAGAAAACGCCUAAUGAGGAGAAUUACUAUAAAUGCAAUGACUAUGGGAGAGCCUUUAUCCAGAAGUCAGAUCUGUUCAGAUGCCAGAGAAUUCAUUCUGGAGAAAAACCCUAUGUGAACAGCGAAUCUGAGAAAACCUUCUCUCAGAAUUCAAACCUUAAUAAAAAAAUUCAUACUGGAGGGAAACACUUUGAAUGUACUGAAUGUGGAAAAGCCUUCACAAGGAAAUCAACACUAAGUAUGCAUCAGAAAAUCCAUACAGGAGAAAAACCCUAUGUGUGUACUGAAUGUGGGAAGGCCUUUAUCCGGAAGUCACAUUUUAUCACACAUGAAAGAAUUCAUACUGGGGAAAAACCCUAUGAAUGCCGUGACUGUGGGAAAUCCUUUAUUAAAAAAUCACAACUCCAUGUGCAUCAGCGAAUUCACACAGGAGAGAAUCCCUUUAUAUGUUCAGAAUGUGGGAAGGUUUUCACUCACAAGACAAAUCUCAUUAUACACCAGAAAAUUCAUACUGGAGAAAGACCCUAUAUAUGUACUGAAUGUGGUAAGGCCUUUACUGACAGGUCAAAUCUCAUUAAGCACCAAAAAAUUCAUACUGGAGAGAAACCUUAUAAAUGCAGCGACUGUGGAAAAUCAUUCACCUGGAAGUCACGGCUCAGGAUACAUCAGAAGUGUCAUACCGGAGAGAGACAUUAUGAAUGCAGUGAAUGUGGGAAAGCAUUCAUUCAGAAGUCAACACUAAGUAUGCACCAGAGAAUUCAUAGAGGAGAAAAACCAUAUGUUUGCACUGAAUGUGGUAAGGCCUUCUUCCACAAAUCACAUUUUAUUACACAUGAAAGAAUUCAUACUGGAGAGAAACCCUAUGAAUGCAGUAUUUGUGGGAAAUCCUUCACUAAGAAAUCACAACUCCAUGUACAUCAGCAAAUUCACACAGGAGAGAAACCCUAUAGAUGUGCUGAAUGUGGAAAGGCUUUUACUGACAGAUCAAAUCUUUUUACACACCAGAAAAUUCACACUGGAGAAAAACCUUAUAAAUGCAGUGACUGUGGGAAAGCCUUCACUCGGAAGUCAGGUCUCCAUAUACAUCAGCAAUCCCAUACUGGAGAAAGGCAUUAUGAGUGCAGUGAAUGUGGGAAAGCCUUUGCAAGAAAAUCAACACUUAUCAUGCAUCAGAGAAUUCAUACAGGAGAGAAGCCCUAUAUUUGUACUGAAUGUGGGAAAUCCUUCAUCCAGAAGUCACACUUAAAUAGACACAGGAGAAUUCAUACUGGAGAGAAACCCUAUAAAUGCAGUGACUGUGGGAAAUCUUUCAUUAAGAAGUCACAACUCCAUGAGCAUCAUCGAAUUCACACAGGAGAGAAACCAUAUAUAUGUGCUGAGUGUGGAAAGGCCUUCACCAUCAGAUCAAAUCUUAUUAAACACCAGAAAAUUCAUACUAAACAGAAACCCUAUAAGUGCAAUGACUUGGGGAAAAUCUUAAACUGGAAGCCGCAACUCAGUAUGCCUCAGAAAUCUGACACUGGGAAAGCAGAGUGCCCAAUGCCACAAUUAUGGUAUAGGGACUCAGGAGGUGACCAAGGCCAGCUUUCUUCUAUCUAGUUGGAAUUAUGAACAUCUGGAUUAUAUAGCUGAUACCCAGUUACACAUAUGGGGAGAUACUCUCAGUAGUAUUUAAGCAAUGUAUAGUGGCCAUAUUUACUUACUUAACAGACAUUGGUGUUAUCAAGCUCCUGCAAAUAAUACUAAAUGUGCAAGGAAAUGACUUGCAUUCUUGUUUCACUUUUUGGGCAAACAGUUUUAUAAAUUCAGGGCUGUUGAGUUUUUCAUGUUCUGGGUACUAUUCAGUAUUGACACAAUAAAAUUCAUAAUGAGUAGAGUGAUAAUUUUACAUUGUCUAAGCAGCUUAAGGACACUGAGAUCAAGACAAAAGGAGGGCAAUUCAGGUCUAUACUGAAAAUAGAUCAGCAGUUUUUGUGAAAAUUGACACUAAAGACAGAAAGAGAGGACUCUACUUUUUUUCUCUUUUCUUUGGGAAGUCACCAUUAUAUAUUGUUAUAUGUGUUGGUAUAUGCCAAGACAGCAGGUACCAAGGAGGUCUGAAAUUGCUCCUGGCCUAUUUAUCAAAAGCCUAUUUUCCUAAUGAUGUACAGUCCUCUAACUCCUUAUCACCUUGGAACUGGCCCUAAGAUCGUGGAACAUAGCUACAGGGACCCAACUCUAGAUAGCAGCACUUUAGAUCCUCAGCUUUGAUCACAGAAACCUGCACUUUGUGGAUAUUGUUGUUACCAAUUCCUGUUUGAAAAAUAGGACAAAUUAAGAAAAUGGAUGUCAAACCCUAAAAUUUUUUUUGAUUUUCUUAGUACAUUCUGUACAUACAUAUUCGUUACUUGCUAGAUUACCAUGAGUUUGUUUCAUUAGGAGAUAAAAUGUAGUUGAACAUUUGGAAGACUUCUCCUUUUAUCUCCUGGCAAUCUUUACAAACUAAUCUUAAUUAAUUUUGUUUUUCAAAUUCUCUGUAUUUGAAUAGAUGUUUUUUGUCUUCUAUCAGAUACUGAAAGAAGUGUGUUGUAAUUUUACAAAUAAUUGUGAAUAUGUCUACUUUAGAGCUACUAAUUUUUGCUUUAUGUAUUUUGUCUUUGAUUUUACAUACAAUUUAGAAUUGUUGCAAUCUUCCUAGUUAAUUGACACAUUAUCAUUAUUAGAUGUUUCUUUUUAUCGCUAGUAAUUUUUUGCCUUAAAUAUACUAUAUCAGAUACUUAUAUAAUAUCUGUACUGAUUAAAAGCUAAUGUAAAUUAGUACUAACAAUAUUUCUGGACAAGGGGAAAAGUUAUAACAUUUAUUCCAUUUAUCUGUCCCUCAUAUGGUAUUGAUGUUGUAUAUUUGGAUUCUGUAUAUGGUGGACAUAGCCAAUCAUUAUUUGAGUCAAUAUCCGUUUAAAUUAAUCCACAUAUUUAUCAUUUUCAUUACUUUUUUAUUCCUUCCUGUCCCUUAAGUUUUUCUUUAAAAAUUUUUUGUUUUCUUACUGAAAAACACCCUUUAGUAUUUCUCUUACUGUGAGUCUGCUGGUGACAAAUUGUUUUUCGUUUGUUGGCAAUGUUUUAUUUUGCCUUCAUUUUUGAAGGAUACUUUUAUUGAAUAUGGAAUUCUAAGUUGAAAGUUAUUUUCUAUUAGUAUUUUGAUGAUAUUUUCUUUUGGUCUGUCUUUUAUUGUUUUAUUGAGAAGUAAGCUUUAUACAAUUACCUUUGUAAGAAAUCUGCUUUUCUGUCUUCUUUGAAAUUUAUCUAUUUGUCUUUUUAACAGUUGCACAUUGAUAUGCCUAGGUGUAAUUUCUCUAUGUAUUUAUCCUCCUUGGAGUUUAUAAUGAUUUUUAAAUUUGUGGCUUAGUAGUUUUUGGGGUGUGUGUGUUGUGUGCUUGCAUGUGUGUGCAAACACAUGCAUUUUGGGAAAUUCCUAGCUAUUAUCUAUUUAUGCAUCUGCCUCAUUUUCUCUCUUUCUUUUAGGGAUAGCCUUCUUACCUAGCUCUCCUGUUGGCCUAUUUCUAAUGGUUGGUAUUUUUCUCCAGUUUUGCUGAUGUCCUAUCUCUUUAUAUCAUGAUUUUUUUAUAUCACUUGCCAGACAAUAUAUAUUAAAAUUGUAGAGGUAAUAAGAUGGUCUGGAUAAUACCUUCUUCCACAGAAGAUUUACCAUAGCUUCUAACAGGUGAUUAGGCUAGGUCACUAGUAAUUCCUGAUUGCCUUUAUCCAGUCACGUAUUGAGAUCAUUUGAAACUGGGCUUGAGUCUGAAAGACUUCUCUUAUUUUAUUAUAUGUUCAAAAUGUGAACAUAUAAACCUUAUUUCUAGGAUAAUUUUAGGACUUAGGACUUUUGGAGGUAUGUCAGGCCCUUCUUCUUUGGAAAGACUUGAAUUCUAGUAUUUGUCCUUCAGACACUUGAAUUUGUCAAAAAUUCUCUCCAGCCUCUCUUGCCCAGUAUUUGCCUUCAGAACUAGCAAAUACCUCUUAACUAUAAACAGUCCCAAAUUUCAGGCACUAUGUCUUGUCUCUAUUUUAUUCCUGCAGUUUCUCACUGCUGUGAUAACUUUCUUAUGCCUUCAAGAAAUUAAAUGUGUUUAAUAUUUUCAUCCACCUUUUUUAGUUCUCAAAGGAAGUACUAGUCUGUACCACCUAUUUUGCCACUGGCACAAGUUUUCAACUCAUUGAGAUAGCUGUUUCUAUUGAAGAAGUAUCAAGACCAAAAAUCUAUUUUCUAAAUUACCAAAAUUACUGACUUGUAAAUGAAAAUGCUUAGAUUUGCAGUAUUACUUUAUUCCAGUCUUUUGUUGCUAAAAGUCUUAAGGCAUUCGCUCAUUUGUUAAAACCUUUACAAACUUUGAUACGUAAGAGAAAAUUACCUCUGGUGGUUUCAGUUUUUUUUUUUUUUGGUACCUGCCAAAUUUUAGCAAAUGGAAGAGAUUGACUAAAAGCUUCUCGCGCGCGAUGUCUUUUUUAAUACUAUGAUUUUUCCUUUGUAUAAUUAGUAGAAAAUGGGGUUAAUGAAGACUGGUAUAGAGUACCAAGUUUUGAAAAAUUAACUUUGUAGGAUUACUGAGCUAGCGAUUCUCAACCUUUAUUCUCAAGCACAUAUUUAGAAAAUAGAUUUUUACACUCCCAAGGAAAAGAAAAAAAGUAUAAAAGAGCUACUUGACCUUUUGUCAACACAGGAUUGAGCUCCAGAAGAAAGAAAGACUUUCUUGUAUCUCAAGGAGCACUUGUGAAUUGAUUGAGGAAUAAAUUAUCUAAAACUUUGAGUGAAUUGGGAGAGCUAAAUGUUAAGUAGAACUCAAAGGUUAGUAUAGUUUGGAGGCUUGUGGAAUAUAGACUUUACUAGGGAAAACACUGUGUUAGCCGUAUCUCCUCUUUUUUCUUUUUUUCUUUUUUUUUUUUUUUCUGUGAUAGAGUAUUGAUCUAUCACCCAGGCUGGAGUGCACUUUCGCAGUCUUGGCUCACUGCAAGCUCCUGGGUUCAAGCGAUUCUCAUGCCUCAACCUCCCAAGUAGCUGGGAUUACAGUCAUGGACCACCACACCCAGUGAAUUUUUGUAUAUUUAGGGAAGAUGGGAUUUCACUAUGUUGGCCAGGCUGGUCUUGAACUCCUGGUUUAAGUGAUCCACCUACCUGGUCCUCCCAAAGUGCUAGGAUUACAGGCGUGAACCACUAUGCCAAGCCAACCAUUUCUUUUUAUGCCAGCACUCUAUUAUAAUUCAUCUGUAUUUACAGAAAACUAUUUUAAGAGAGUUUUACAGUUAAAUGUUUUAAUAAAAAUGCAUUUUGUUCUAUUUUAUUAAUUUCAAUGUUUUUUUAAAUUUAGUGACAGGGUCUGUCUCUGUCACCCAGGGUGGAGUGCAGUGGUAUGAUCAUAGCUCACUGUAGACUUCAACUCAUAGGCUCAAGCAACCCUCCUGCCUUACCCUUCCAAGUAGCUCAGACCACAAGCUUGUGCUACUACACCUGGCUUUUUUUUUGAAGUGGGGGUGCAGGGAGAGAUGAGACCUUGCUUUGUUGCCCAGGCUUCAAGCAGUCCUCCCACCUUGGCCUCCCAAAGUGCUAGGAUUACAGAUGUGAGCCACUGAACCUAGCCAAAAAUGCAUUUUAAAUUAAUUUUUUAAAAAUGAAUCAUACUGCAAAUUCAGAAAAUAUAAGAAAACAUAUACUCAAACAUUUAAUUAUGCAUUGAUAAUUCAUGGGGAGAGUAAUUUUCUGUUUGUACUGAAUGUGGGUAGGGUUUUCUUUAAAAGUCAUACUUAAUUAUAGAUCAGAAAAUGUAUGCUGGAGAGAAACUUUAUGAAUAUGAUGACUAGGGAAUCUUCCACUGAAAAGUUAACAACCUGAACAUAGUAAAUUCACACAUGAGAAAAAGCAAUAAUUCAAAUCCCAUUAUACAUUAAAAACAAUUCGGAGAACAAAGCCUAUAAGAACAGUGACUGAAGACACUUCACCUGGAAUUUAUCAGAAUGUUUCCAUCAGAAGGAGACAACAAAAGAGCAAAUGUGAGAGUAGCUUCACACGGAAAUCAGUUCUCAGUAUUCUUGAGCAUUUACACAUGCGUAAAAGUGUAUUUAUUGAAAGUGAAAAAGUCUUCACGGAACUCAGAACCAAUUUUAAGUUAUUCAUACUACAGAGAAGCCCUGUGACUACUGUACAAUAUAUAUUGUAUAUGGAAAAAUCUUUGUCCAUGAGUCACACCUCACUGUAUACCAGACAAGUAAUUGAGAAGAAUACGUCUUCUAAGAAUACAUCAUUUUAUUAAAUGCUAUAAAAUUCAAGUAGAAAAGAAAAUCUAUUUGAUACAUUGCAAAAAGUCUUCCUAUAGAAGCAGAUUUCAUAAUGAAUAUAAUUCAUUUUGUUCACUGAUUUAACUUCAAGCCCAUGUCUCAAACCAGUGGAGAAAAACAGACCAUCCAACACUUGCCUAUCCUUUUGUUAAAAUAAAUAUUUACAUAUACACACACAUACAUACAUAUAUAUAUAACUUGGCAUAAGUGUGACUUUAUUUACUUUAGAGACAGGAUUUCAAUCUUUUGCCCAGGCACCCAGGUGGGAGUCUAGUAGCACAAUCCUGGCUCACUGCAGCCUCGACCCCCUGAGCUCAAGUGAACCUCCUGCCUUAGCCUGUUGAGUAGCUGGGACCAUGGGCACACACCACAAUACCUACUAAUUUUUUUAGUUUUUAUAGAGAUGGAGUCUUGCUAUGUUUCCCAGGUUGGUCUCAAACUCCUAGCCUCAAGCAGUUCUUUUGCCUCAGCCUCCCAAAGUGCUGAGAUUACAGGCAUGAGUUACCACCCCUGGCCUAACUGUAACUUUUAUAUUUUAUGUCUUCUCAAUUUUUGUGCCUCCAUUCAAAGCAACUCCAAUAGUCUGUCAACAGAUAAUUAAAGCUAAUCCACUUUACAUUUUUGUAUAUAUUCACAAUCACAGUCGCAUUAAUGUCAUCUGUAACAUAUAUUAAUGUUUGUGUUUUCAUUGUCAUACAUAAGAGAGAUUAUAUACUCAUUUUUGCACCCUUUACAUUUAAUGAUUUUUAACUAGCUGAAGAGAGUCCAUGGUGUGGACGUACUACAGUUUUUUUUACCAUAUUGCCACUGGUUAUUCACAUUUUUGUCAUAAAGAAAAAUGAUCUUUUAUAACUCCCUGAGAAAUUAUUGGAUAAGUACAAUCAUGCUCUUACCAAUGGGAGAUUACUUUUUUCUGUAGCAUAUGCUUCUAGUAAUGGGAUUGAUCAAAUGGUACAUGUUAUUUUAACAGAUGUUGCCAGAUUCCUUUGUCCUAAGACUAGCUUUUUAUAUUUUGAAUAUUAGUGUAUAAAUGUACAUCUUUCCCCCUACUAAAAGUAGCUGUUGCUCUUCCCCCCUUCUGCCCCCCCAAGACUGAGUCUCUAUUGCCCAGGCUGGAGUGCAGAGGCACCAUGUUGGCUCACUGCAACCUCUGCCUCCUGGGUUCAAGCGAUUCUCGUGCCUCAACCUCCCAAGUGGCUGGGAUUACAGGUUUCCACCACCACACCCGGCUAUUUUUUGUAUUUUUAGUAGAGUUGGGGAUUCACCAUAUUGAUCAGGCUGGUCUCAAACUCCUGAAAUCAAAUGAUCCACCAGCCCCAGCCUCCCAAAGUGCUGGGAUUACAGGCAUGAGCUACCAUGCCUGGCCGCUGUUACUCUUUAACCUUGAGAAGUUUUACAGUUCCAAGUGACCUCUAAUUAUAAUUUGUGUAUUAACAUGCCUCUAAAUGUGUCUUGGCCAUUUGAAUUUGCUAUUGUGUAAAUUGCCUUUAUAAACUAUAUAUUUUUCUUUUUUGAUUGUUUAGCUUAUUAAUUUAUAACAGCUUUUUAUGUUAAAGGGAGUAAAACCUUUUUUGGAAAACAUCUACUCCUUGUCUCGACUUUGUAUAUGAUAUUAUUCCAUUCACAUAAUUUUAUUUUCUACAUGUUUAAAUGUAUCUCUAUUCUUUUACAGCUUCUGAAUUUUUAAUCUUAAGAUUUAAGCUUCACAUAUAAUAUUUUAAGUGUUCUUCUGUAUAGUUUGUAUAUCUUUUGGGAAAAUGAUUCAUUGCUUUUCUUGCACAUGGAUAGCCACAGUGGCAGAUUCUGUUGCUUUUCUGAACCAGUAUGCAAUCCCCAAACUCCUCUAUCACUGCUUACUUUACCUUUUUUUAAAAUUUAACUUUUAUUUUAAGUUCAGUGGUACAUAUGCAGAUUUGUUACACAGAUGUCAUGGAAGUUUGUUGUACAGAUUAUUUCAUCACCCAAAACCCAUUAGUUAUUUUUCCUGAUCCUCUCCUUCCUCCCACUCUUCACCCUCCAAUAGGCCCCAGUGUGUCUAUGUCCAUGUGUUCUCAUCAUUUAGCUCCCACUUAUAAGUAAGAACAUGUGAUGUUUGGUUUUCUGUUCCUAUAUUAGUUUGCUAAGGAUAAUGGCCUUCAACUCCAUCCAUAUCCCUGCCAAGGACAUGCUCUCAUUUUUUAUGGCUUCAUAGUAUUCCAUGAUGUAUAUGUACCACAUUUUCUUUAUCCAGUCUACUAUUGAUGAGCAUUUAGGUUGAUUCCAUGUCUUUGCUAUUGUGAGUAGUGCUGCAACAUCAUCAUCUUCUGAAACUGGUAGUGGCCAAAUGACUUGCUUCAGCCCAAGAGAAGCAAAACACUGGUAGAUGUAUCGGGAAUACCUUUAUUUCCUAAGAAAAGAGACAGACUUAGCUGUAACCAUCAAUUCCAUCCCUUUUCCUGCCUGGUAUAUUAUGCCUCCAGCAGUGGUGGUCUUCUUUCAACCAUUGGGGAAAGGCCAAAAGAUUCACUGACACUGGUCCUGAUGUUACUGAGUCAAAAGUAGCAGCAACUUAACUACAGACUUCAGCUAUGUGGUAAAAAUAAACACGUUUUGACAUAAACCA
Molecule: messenger RNA, 10298 nt
Organism: Callithrix jacchus (white-tufted-ear marmoset)
Lineage: Eukaryota; Metazoa; Chordata; Mammalia; Primates; Cebidae
Gene: ZNF484
Product: zinc finger protein 484
Biological process (GO): regulation of transcription by RNA polymerase II
Molecular function (GO): RNA polymerase II cis-regulatory region sequence-specific DNA binding; DNA-binding transcription factor activity, RNA polymerase II-specific
Source: RefSeq, a predicted model, not a curated record